Molecule: messenger RNA, 2459 nt
Organism: Acanthaster planci (crown-of-thorns starfish)
Lineage: Eukaryota; Metazoa; Echinodermata; Asteroidea; Valvatida; Acanthasteridae
Gene: idh3g
Product: isocitrate dehydrogenase (NAD(+)) 3 non-catalytic subunit gamma
Biological process (GO): isocitrate metabolic process; tricarboxylic acid cycle
Cellular component (GO): mitochondrion
Molecular function (GO): NAD binding; oxidoreductase activity, acting on the CH-OH group of donors, NAD or NADP as acceptor; magnesium ion binding
Source: RefSeq, a predicted model, not a curated record
AAAUUUUACCACUGUCGCGUCGCCUUGCUGGAAAAGAUGGCUGCGCCCACGGUUUUUCGAGGAGUAGGCUUGGGCCUAUCCAAAAUUUCGAAGACUCCUCUUUCACUCUGCCGAGAGUCGCGACUAUUUAAUGCAGUUAAACAGCCGCUCUGCAUUGCAGGACAGCAGUUGAGCAGUACAAGACAACAUCUAACUUCAGAACACCUAGCAGCGAGAUAUGGAGGUUGGCACACAGUCACACUGAUUCCAGGUGAUGGCAUUGGCCCAGAACUAAUGGCACAUGUCAGGGAGGUCUUCAGGCAUGCCGAUGCUCCAAUCGACUUUGAGGAGUUGAUGCUGAGUGGAGAGAGAGCAUCAGUAGAAGGGGAAGGAGUGGAGGAUGCCUUGGUAGCCAUCAAGAGGAAUGGAACAGCUCUCAAGGGAAACAUCCACACUGAAGUCAACCGCCUGGCUGUCUGUAAAUCAGACAAUGUCCGACUCAGAGUUGGGCUAGAUCUGUUUGCCAACGUCAUUCACUGCAAAAGUCUUCCGGGACUACAGACGAGACACAGUAACAUUGACAUCAUCAUCAUCAGAGAAAACACUGAAGGGGAGUACUCCAGCCUAGAACAUGAGAGUUCGAAUGGUGUGGUUGAAAGCCUGAAGAUCAUAACAGAGGAACGGUCAAAGCGCAUCGCUAAGUACGCAUUUGACUACGCAACCAAACACAAUCGCAAGAAGGUUACCGCCAUUCAUAAGGCCAACAUCAUGAAACUCGGAGACGGAUUGUUUCUGGAGAGUUGCCGUAGUGUGUCUAAGCUUUAUCCAAAGAUUGAAUUUGGUGAUAUGAUUGUGGACAAUUGCUGCAUGCAGCUGGUAUCCAACCCCAAUCAGUUUGAUGUCAUGGUGAUGCCCAAUCUCUAUGGCAACAUCAUCAGCAACAUAGGCGCUGGACUUGUUGGGGGACCAGGGCUGGUGCCAGGGCAGAACAUCGGAGAGGAGUUUGCUGUCUUUGAAACGGCAACAAGAAACACAGGGAAGACCAUCGCAGGACAGAAUGUAGCCAAUCCGACGGCCAUGCUCCUAGCCGGCUGUCUGUUACUCAGACAUUUAGGCUUGAAUCAACACGCUGAUCUCAUCAAUGCUGCGGUCAUGAAAACAGUCACUGAGAACAUGGUGCACACAGCUGAUCUAGGAGGCGUUGCAACUACAUCAGAUGUUGUGGAAGGAGUCAUCAAGGAAAUACAAGCCAUGAAACAAUAAACUUGCACAUCUCAACAACUACAGACUCUCUUUCUGUAUGAUUUAUCUUGUUAUAGAUUGGCCCUAUUUGUGAAGAUAGAAAAAUGUAUUUAUUCCCAAAUUUUAAAAUGUGAGGCAGUAAAUACAUGUACCAGAGGCAUUCUUAGAUUUAGGUAGCUGUAUGUCAUGGGUCAAGAACCAAAUUUCUCAUCAGACUUUUGAGGUUAUCCCGAAAAAGUGUCUUCACAAAAGCUUAGCCUACCAGCAACAUUUUCUCCUAAACUUUUAAUUUAUUCCUGAAAUUUGAAGUUCCAGCCCAUUUCAUUGCCUCUUUUCUUUGCUCUGAGGUGAUGUUUAGAAGGCUUUAUAAUAUUUGUUGAGGCUUGACUUCGUGUUGCGUUACCUCUGAAUUAAGCGCAAUAAAAGUUCUUGAUGUUCAUGUAUUUAACAUGUUGUGAAGGUUAGGACCCUUUUUUCAUUAUUGUAUUUGUCCAUUGAGCACUUUUUGGAAGAUUUUUAAAGUAAAGUUGCAAUCAAUAUUGGAUUAAAAAGACUUUACAUAUACAAAUUUAACAUUUUGUAUAGAUGCUGAGGUCACUUGUGUGUUAUUAACAUAAAAUAUUUAAUUAAUUAUUUAGUGUAAAAUGUAUGAUGCUGAGGUAUUGCCUGCUUGAAGGUGAUUUGCUGUGUAUAAAAAUUAUGUAUGACUUUGACUUGAAUUAACAGUUAUUACUGUUUAUAAAUGGAGAUUAAUUGCAACUCAAUAAUUGCAGUGCAUGUUUCUCCCUUUUAGUGAAUAUUUAUGACAGAUGAGCAAUUUCAAAAGUUUUUAAGUAUUAUUUUGUCUAACACUAUUGGUUAUUAUACCAAGAGUACGCCACUCCAAUAUUUGAAGGAGAUUUUUGUUGAAUUUCUUGAAACAGAAUGAUUUGGGUUUUCACUCACUUAAAACCUGUCAGAAAGGUUUGAGAGUCACUUGUCACAAUCCAAUCAGAUUGGUGCAAUACAUCAACAAACUACAGUUUUGUUCAGUGUGAUGGAUGUAUAUAGUCUUCUGUUUGGCUUCAUUUGAUGUGUCAGUUUGCUUAGCUCAUGGCUUAACUAUUUGUAACACCGAAGAAUAAGAAGGCGUGUAAUUAACAACUCAAAAGUUUCUUACUAAAAUGUUAUUUGAUAAAUACUGCAAACAUUUUAAGCAAGAUUUUCUUAGAUUUUGAGUAAACGACAUGGAUUUCAAA